CUCAUCACCACUUUGUAACAUCAUGGACUCGCAAUCAGAACAGCGUCGUGGUACGUACAAGGCUCGUAAUGCCUUUAAACCCGAAGAGGUUCGCCGCCGCCGAGAGACAGCUCAGGUGGAGAUCCGCAAGCAAAAGAAGGAAGAGAACCUGGCCAAACGUCGUAACUUCAACAUGGAGAACUUGGAAGACGAUUCCGAAGACGAAGCUAAUGUCGGCUCUAUGGAACACCAGGUGUCUGAGUUGCCGAUGAUGACGCAGGGUGCUUAUUCUUCUAAUGAAGAUGCCCAGCUUCAAGCAACAGCUCAGUUCAGAAAGCUGCUCUCCAAGGAGAAGAACCCUCCUAUCGAACAAGUGAUUGCUUGUGGCGUCGUACCUCGAUUUGUUGAAUUUCUUAGUUCAGCAAACACUCAGUUGCAAUUUGAGGCUGCAUGGGCACUGACAAACAUUGCAUCUGGCUCGUCUCAGCAGACAACUAUCGUUAUUGAGGCCGGUGCAGUUUCUCAUUUUAUCAAAUUGUUGAGUAGUCCCGUAGUAGAUGUCAAGGAGCAAGCAGUGUGGGCCUUGGGUAACAUUGCUGGUGAUAAUCCUACGUGUCGUGAUUUUGUCCUCAAAAGUGGUGCACUUGCACCUCUUUUGAACAUUUUUGAAAAUACCGCAAAGCUGUCCAUGAUCCGUAAUGCUACCUGGACACUAUCCAACUUUUGCCGUGGCAAGAACCCUCAACCAGAUUGGCGUUUGAUUGCCCCAGCUUUGAAUAUCUUGGCUCGCUUGACAAUGUCAGAUGAUGAAGAGGUUCUUGUGGACACUUGCUGGGCAAUUUCUUAUCUUUCGGAUGGUACAAAUGACAGGAUUGAUGCAGUAGUAAAUUCGGGUGUGUGUGGUAGACUGGUGGAGCUUCUGAAACACCCUUCGCCUGCGGUCCAGACACCUGCUCUUCGAUCGGUGGGUAACAUCGUGACCGGUGAUGAUAGUCAGACCCAGGUGGUGAUCAACUGUGGAGCACUAGAAGCACUGCUGUAUAUGAUGGCAAGUCCUAAAGAAGGGAUCCGUAAAGAGGCCUGUUGGGCUGUAUCCAACAUUACUGCCGGAAAUCACAAUCAAAUCCAAGCUGUCAUUGAUGCAGGACUGGUGGCACCUUUGUUGCACAUUAUGACCACAGGAGAGUUCAAGACAAAGAAAGAAGCUUGUUGGGCAAUUUGCAAUGCAACUUCAGGUGGACUUAACCAUCCUGAACAAAUCAAGCGCUUGGUACAGGAAGGAGCCAUCAAGCCUCUGUGUGAUAUUCUGAAUGCAAAGGACAACAAAAUUACUCAGGUUGCUUUGGAUGGCCUGGAUAACAUCUUGCGGUCUGGAGAGAUUGAGAAGGCUAACAUGGCAGAUGGAAUAAACCCCUAUGCACUUCUUGUUGAGGAGGCUGGAGGCAUAGAGAUAAUCCAUGAUCUCCAAGCCCAUGAGAACCAAGAGAUUUACAAAAAGACCUACAAUAUCAUCGACAAAUAUUUCUCGGCGGGAGAUGAUGAACAGGACUCAGACAUGGUCCCAGAUGCGGGACAGUUCACUUUCCAGCCGUUGGCGAUGGCUCCCCAGGGCGGCUUUGACUUUGGGCCUCGCUAAUAAAAUUUUAGAGGACCGCAACCGAUGGUGUUUUUUGUGUUUGGUGCGACCCAGUUCAUUAAAUUUUUUUGUUUCCCAGUAACAAACCCAUGCCUGUUCUUUUCUUUCUACAAUGUCUUUGUUGCUGACUACGACGUGCGACUAUGCGCUGUUGGUGGCAAUUCAGCAAGGUGCCUAUAAAAAACAAUAAAACAUUCUUCAAACAACUC
Messenger RNA from Phycomyces blakesleeanus NRRL 1555(-), 1824 nucleotides. RefSeq lists its product as hypothetical. Lineage: Eukaryota; Fungi; Mucoromycota; Mucoromycetes; Mucorales; Phycomycetaceae. The transcript has 4 exons. Gene Ontology annotation, molecular function: nuclear import signal receptor activity; protein binding. The record is from RefSeq and is a predicted model, not a curated record. Gene Ontology annotation, biological process: NLS-bearing protein import into nucleus. The coding region runs from base 23 to 1615 and encodes 530 amino acids. Gene Ontology annotation, cellular component: nucleus; nucleoplasm; cytoplasm.